GGCAACGGUCGGAGAAGGCCUGGAACGUCCACGGACCACUCGGAUUUGAGCCGCUAGCAAAUGUCCCUUGCUUUAUGCUUCGUCUCCUGUCUUUGAGGCUGCUUUGCCCAUGUUGCAUUGCGUUGCCAUCAUGAUCAAUGUACUCGACAUCUGUGCCAAGUUGCGCGUCAGAAGUUGUUUUGUUCUUGUCUCUCUCUUCGACGUCCUUCUGGAAGGAAAUACUGACAUGGCCGAUCAACUAGAUACCGAGCUAGUACCAGUCAACGUCUCAACGUCUCGUCGUACUGGGAGUCUCCAUAGCGGCUUGACCUAAUAACAUCGCUUCCUCUGCCAUGUGAUCCUCCCAGUCACCCAUGUCCAACAAUUAUCAGGAUCACUUUUUCGAUCUGGAGAGAGAUAUCAUCGCACCCAACAGGUCGCCGCUUUUGGAGGAAGCAAGACCGGUGCUCACGCCUUGUGACAGUCCUCCGCCGCUGGUCCCUGUAUAUCCGUCAUCGGAUUCUUCUGACCUGGAGGACGUCGGGGAAUUCCGCCCACCGAGACGGAAAAUCCGAAAGGGUCGAACAAACGCUUCCUUGAGUGACGGCGUGCUGAUUCGCUCAAUAGCUCCUAACCAGGUCGAUGUUGCUGCGGACGCAGAAAGACAUGCCUUAGCAUCGGCCAGUCAAUCUGAGGCAGACGUGGAGGAGGAGGAGGACUUGGGUGUGGAGGACGACGAGGAUAUCGAGCCUGAGUCAGCAUCAGUUCGAAUGUUGCUCGACAACGAAUUCGUCCGCCAUGCAGCCGUGAAGGCGCCGGAUGGGGCCGAUGCCAUUGCGACUGCUCCAUCGGACAUUAUCAAUGACAAGGACGGCGAUUUCCCAAUGAUUUACUCCCCUGAAAGCGUGCCUGUUAUCAACGAGGUCAAUGGCACGACAGUUGGUCAUCGCAUCUUGACGGAGCACAGCUGCUCGAAACACGAUGGAUGCUUUACGCCCCCCAAGCACAAGGCCGCCAUGGCAAGCUGUUGGGACACAGCUCCUCCUUCGAGAGAGACUUCGAGGGAGGCUUCGACGUUCGGCCACGGUCUUCGACUGCAGCUCGAUACCAAUCAAGACCGUAUUGCAUCCCUUCUAACGUCUCCGAUACUGGGAAAGUUCACCAUAACCCCUUAUGAUCCUGAUCCAGACAUGGUCUUGCCUGCUAUGCAGCUGUCGCCUUCACCUUCCUCGCCAGCUGCAUCGCCACGACAGAAGCAGACACUACCCUCUCUAAGAACAACCCUGGGAGGGUAUCCAACGAGCUCGACAGGCUUCCCCGGCUUGUCUCCUGUUCUUACACAACAUUCACCACCCCACUCGCAUCAAUUCGGCCCGACACUAUCCUUCCCCCCUUCGACACAUACCGGCAUGUCUCCUCCACCACGAAAUAUGUGGCGUACAACGACUGUCGACAGUUCUAUAUCCACAUCUUCCGAAUGUACACCCGCCAGUUCUGCGGCUGCCUCCACGCCCGCCUCAUCUAUCCUCGCACCAUCUCCGGCAGCAUCCUCAAACCCACAUCCUUUGACACCUUUGCCGGAGGAAGAGACGUCCUCUUUACAAUUGCAAGAAUUUCGACAUGAAAUCAAACAGCUCUCGAAGAGACCAACAACACUUUCGGAAUCAAGUCCCGAAUCUGACCUUGAUCCACUGGGGAACGAAGCGUCGAAUUCGACCCGCUCCUUCGCGGACGGAAUGUAUAGAUGUACCUAUGAAGGAUGCAACGCCGCGUCCUUUCAAACACAGUACCUACUGAACAGUCACAUGAACGUACACUCAGAAAUGAGGACGCAUUUCUGUCCGGUCGCAGGAUGUCCGCGUGGUCCAGGAGGUCAAGGCUUCAAGAGGAAGAACGAAAUGAUUAGGUAAAGAGCUCCGAAGAACAACGUGAUUCUCAACUAAUUCAAUUGCAGACACGGCUUAGUCCAUACCUCUCCUGGUUACAUCUGUCCAUUCUGCGCAGACCAACAGCAUAGAUAUCCCCGCCCGGACAA
Molecule: messenger RNA, 2014 nt
Organism: Exophiala viscosa
Lineage: Eukaryota; Fungi; Ascomycota; Eurotiomycetes; Chaetothyriales; Herpotrichiellaceae
Exons: 1
Coding region: 354-1889 (511 amino acids)
Source: RefSeq, a predicted model, not a curated record